AUGGACGGGCAAUCUCUAUUUUCAGAGGUAUUAAUUGGAGGAAAGGGUUCAUCUCUUUCUUCAUCAUCUGUGUACGCCAUUGCUAACAGUCUCAGUAAGGUAGAUAUUGAUUCUUCAGUAUCCAAGAAUUUAAAGAGAUUAGAUUCUUCUUCUGAUGAAAAACUCAAACUUAUUAGAAACUCCUUAAGUGAUGAUUUAAAGCCUGGUCAGAAUUUUCUUACAUUAGUAGAAACUCGUGCAUGUAUUGUUAUACUUCUCAACAGAUUUAUACUCACUAAUCAGAAUGAUAUUCGUUUUAUAAUUCCUGAUUUGAUUUGCAAAACCCUAAACCAAGAUAGUUUUGAUUUUGAAGCUUUGAAUUUUUCAACUCUAGAAAACACAGGAUAUACUCUUGGGGAAUUGAAUGUUCUAGAGCAAUCUGGUUGUGGUGCUGGAAUUUGUGCACUUUUGGAUUGUUGUUCGUCUUGUUUAUCAACUAUUGCGGAUUCUGUUGCGGCGUUAUCUUGUGAGGCUUUAAAGGCUGAUACAUCUGUGUUAGGAGUCAGAUCAGUGGACUCCGGUGACGGGAUUUUGAUUAAUGAUGUGGUAUCUGUUGCUAGGGAUUUCAAGGUUUUACUUAAGGGAUUUGAGGGUAAAACUAAGGGUUGUAAGUUGAUAACUGAGAUAACUGAGGUUCAUGCAAGUUUUAGAGAAAGUGUUAAGCAGAUACACUCGAUAACACGCGUUGCACUGAAUGAUAGUUUAAAAAUUAGUAAGGGUUGUUCGUUGAGUAGUGUAGGGAGCGAGAAUCUAUUAGUGAAGACAUUUUAUUCUUUUGCUAUGUCGCUCCUGCAGCUAGGUGAGAGUAGUUUCUAUCGAGCUGGAUUAUUGGCAGAUGUUGCUGGCUCCGAGGUGGGGGAGAUAUUUCAAAGCGGCUGCCCUAAUAUUGAUGAGUCUAUGUUGAGAACACUAGCUGCAUAUAAACGAAAUUAUCUUAUAUUGUUUCAUGAUAUAAGCAAGUUAGUGGCCGUUGUUAGAAUUAUUUUUGCUUGGGAAGCGGUAUUGACAAUUCUUUCAAUUGCAAGGGUGGAGUCAAUGGGGAGAAGUCAAGAGGUUCCGGUUGCAUCUUCAAGUGUUGAAACCAAAAAAGUGAAGGGAAAAAAGGUGGUUUUGGGUAAGGGAACUGUGGUAAUAAGGCAGCUUCUUGAGAAUAGGUUGAAGACUGUUGGUGAUCCAGCCCUCUUGAAUGAAUGUGUCGGUGGUCUUUCUUUGUUUUUUGAGCCAAAGGAUGCUGAUCUUCAUAUGUUUUUGAAGAAAGUGAGGGAGAUAGUAGAGUCUAAUGAGUUGAACAGUGUUAAGCGCCCCAAGGGGACUCAAGAUUUUGCAGAAGAGAAAAUGGCCAUUAGGGAGAUAGCAUUUAAAAUCAUAGAAGGGGUGUUUAAAAGGCAUGGCGCAACGGCCCUUGAUACUCCAGUUUUUGAAUUGAAAGAGACUCUCAUGGGAAAAUAUGGAGAUGACUCAAAGCUGGUGUUUGACCUUGCUGACCAGGGCGGUGAGCUGUGCUCUCUACGGUAUGAUCUGACUGUACCCUUUGCUAGAUAUUUAGCUAUGAAUAGCCGCAUCACUUCCUUUAAAAGGUACCAGAUCGGAAAGGUAUAUCGAAGGGACAACCCAUCAAAGGGACGAUUCCGUGAAUUCUACCAGUGUGACUUCGAUAUUGCUGGUAUAUAUAGCGCAAUGGGGCCAGAUUUUGAGGUUGUUAAAGUUCUGACCGAGCUGCUGGAUGAAUUAAACAUUGGGGAAUAUGAGAUAAAACUGAAUCACCGAAAGUUGCUGGAUGGAAUGUUGGAAAUUUGUGGAGUUCCACCAGAAAAGUUCAGAACCAUAUGCUCAAGCAUUGAUAAGCUUGACAAGCAUGUGUUAGAUGAGCAACCGUUUGAGGCUAUCAAAAAUGAAAUAGUGGAAAAGAAGGGCUUAACUGCUGAAGUUGCAGAUAAAAUUGGUGGUCUUUUCAUGAAACGUGGACCUCCUUUGGAGUUGCUAUCUGAGUUGAAACAAAACAACCAGUUCCUAGAAAAUAAUGGAUCUAGUGUUGCACUGAACGAGUUAGAGAUUCUUUUCGACUUAUUAGGAGAUUCAAAAUGCAUAGAUAGAGUGGUUUUUGACUUGAGUCUUGCAAGAGGUCUUGACUAUUAUACUGGGGUUAUAUUUGAAGCUGCUUUAAAAUCAGGCACUGAUCAGGUUGGUUCAAUCGCAGCUGGAGGGCGUUAUGACAAUCUUAUUGGAACGCUAGGUAAUAAUCAUGUCCCAGCAGUUGGUGUCAGCCUUGGAAUUGAAAGGGUUUUUUGCAUAAUGGAGAAUCUUGCUGCUAACCAGUGGAUUCGCGCCACAGAAACAGAAGUUUUGGUUAGUAUUUUGGGAGAAGAUUUGAGGCAAGCUGCUGCGUUAGUUAGUGAACUAUGGGGUGCUAAAAUAAAAGCAGAAUUCCUUGUCAAUAAAAGAUUCGACAAACAUAAGAAACUAGCUGAGGGGUCUAGGAUACCGUUGAUGGUGAUUGUUGAUGACCGAGAAAGAAGUGCCGGUGACCGAGAAAGAAGUGCCAACCAAGUUAGAAUUAUAGAAAUGCAAUCCAACAAGGAGGAGUCGGUUGACAGGGAUAGUGUUGUCGAGGAAGUGCAGAGACGGUUGAACCUCAUGUCCUGGAAAUGAUUUUUCCUUACUCUCAAGUGUUGUGAUCCAGAACUCUGUUGGUGCCAUUU
Molecule: messenger RNA, 2738 nt
Organism: Papaver somniferum (opium poppy)
Lineage: Eukaryota; Viridiplantae; Streptophyta; Magnoliopsida; Ranunculales; Papaveraceae
Product: histidine--tRNA ligase, cytoplasmic-like
Exons: 5
Coding region: 1-2688 (895 amino acids)
Biological process (GO): mitochondrial translation; histidyl-tRNA aminoacylation
Cellular component (GO): mitochondrion
Molecular function (GO): ATP binding; histidine-tRNA ligase activity
Source: RefSeq, a predicted model, not a curated record